Messenger RNA from Tachysurus fulvidraco (yellow catfish), 1689 nucleotides. It is a transcript of the gene tmem9b, whose product is annotated as TMEM9 domain family, member B. NCBI's taxonomy places the organism in Eukaryota, Metazoa, Chordata, Actinopteri, Siluriformes, Bagridae. The record is from RefSeq and is a predicted model, not a curated record. Bases 203 to 781 code for a protein of 192 amino acids. The transcript is spliced from 5 exons. Gene Ontology annotation, cellular component: lysosomal membrane. Gene Ontology annotation, biological process: positive regulation of canonical NF-kappaB signal transduction.
CUUUGUUUCCUGCGGCGUUGUUCCCGUUUCCGGGGGACGUGUGUUCUGUGCGCACCGCUCAGUCUGCUGAGGGUCAGCUGAUUUUCCCGGAAGUUUGCAGCGUUGUGUUUAUUUUGCAUGAGACACUUUAUAUCUUUAUAUUUCAGAAAUCUGUUUUAUUUCUGCAGACCAGUGAGAGACCGUCACUGAAGCAGCAAACUAAAUGUCUCAUUCGUUUAGUGUAAAAAGCGGAAUGAGUUUAAUAACCGUCAUCUGUCUUCUGCUAGCAGGUCAGGCUACAGAAGCUAAAAAUUCCGAGGACAUCAGGUGCAAAUGUAUUUGCCCCCCAUACAAAGACAUCGAAGGACAAAUUUACAAUCAGAAUGUUUCGCUGAAGGACUGCAACUGUCUUCACGUGGUGGAGCCGAUGCCUGUGGAAGGGAAAGAUGUGGAGGCUUACUGUUUACGCUGUGAAUGUAAAUAUGAAGAGAGAAGCUCAGGAACGAUUAAAGUGACCAUCAUCAUCUACCUGUCUGUUCUGGGGCUGCUGCUGCUCUACAUGGUGUAUCUGACUCUGUUGGAGCCCAUGCUCAAACGCCGCCUGUUCGGACACUCGCAGCUCAUCCAGAGCGACGAUGAUGUCGGGGACCAGCAGCCUUUUGCGAACGCUCAUGAUGUGCUGUCCCGCUCACGCUCUCGCACCAACAUGCUGAACAAGGUGGAGCACGCACAGCAGCGCUGGAGGAGACAGGUGCAGGAGCAGCGCAAGUCAGUGUUCGAUCGUCAUGUGGUGCUGAGCUAAAAAACAUGAAACAAAACAACAAACACGCCCCCUACUGGAUGAUCUGGUUAUAAUACCUGACGUAUGUGCAGUGUAACAUUCUCACCUUCGUAACAUCACUGUCUGUGUGUGCGUGCGUUUGUGUGCGCGUCUGUAUGUGUCCUAAUCUCAUGUGAGUUUUUAUUCAUAGUUGCACAGUGUGAUGUUUCCUCCUCAUCAUCGCAUGACAUUUCAUCUCUUUGUAUUUAACAUUCUGACUGUUUUUUUAUUUUGCAUGAAAUAAGGUAAAAUUUUCUGUGGAUAGAAAACAGUUUGUUCCUGUUACAGUUGAUCAGGUGUAAAUCUGGAGGUAUAAACAACGUGUCAGAUUAAAUAUUAAAAUAUAAGCUCAUGCAAUCAUCUCAUUCCUCUUUAAAAAUCUUCUUAAAUAUCUCAUAAUGUGUGUGAGCGUGUGUGUGCGCGUGCGUGUGUGUGUGUGCGUACUGAUCUCAUGAACUCUUUAAGUGUUAUUGAUUAAUAAAGCCGUGUCUGGUUUAAUCAGUCCUUCUUUACCAGACGAACAUUUUAUGAAGUGAUGAUGUUUAUUUUCAUGUAAACAAAAGUUCAUGUUUGACACUAAUAUUGUUCUGUUGUGGAACUUGUUUGUGUUUAAAUUCAUGCUUCAGGAGUUUAGGGACUGAUGAUUAGGUUCAUAUCUGAUGUUUUAUCUUGUUCCUGUGGGCAUUAAUAAUAAAUGAUAUCCGCUUCUGUUUGUCUGGCUUUAUUUGUUUGUUUGUUUGUUUGUUUGUUUAUUUGUUUAUUUAUAGACAAAACAAAGUCCUUAUUUCUCUCCAUGUCAUUAGGAGCAAACAAACAACAGGAUUGUUGUUAGUUUACUGAUUGUAUGUCAUGUAAUUGUUAAAGUUCUCCAGAAUAAAAAUCUUUCUUCA